This is a messenger RNA of Moneuplotes crassus, 1564 nucleotides long. The record is from the annotation of a GenBank genome assembly. NCBI's taxonomy places the organism in Eukaryota, Ciliophora, Spirotrichea, Euplotida, Euplotidae.
UAUCAUUAAAAAAUCAGAUUUCCUCACACCAUGGCGUUAGAAUGAGUUAUCAUAAACACAGGAGUGUUCAUUAUUGAAUAUAUACAUUCAACGAUGUUCAUCUUGCUUGUCCUGACAAAUCCCUUGAUAAGUAUAAUAUAUCUCGGGAGGCACAUUCUAGAUCCCCAUUUGUUCCUAAUGUGGGUGUUUUUCAGCUGAACAUUACAUAUUUUCUCCUACAUUAUCUAUAUCACAAGACCGGUGAACUCCCACCCAAAUGCGAUUAGAAGAUGUAUAAGGUACCUUCUACCAACAAAAAUUUGGAGAGUUCUUCUAUGUCGGAAUCUGUACAAAUAAAAUGGAAAAAUAUUCCAUUCUAACCCACAUCUUUCAUAUGAUAGGAAUGGUAGUCUUCUCGCUUAUUUUUGGCAUAUAUAUAAAGCCAGAGGUUGACUCUAAAUAUGGAAAAGAUGAUCCGGCUCUUAAAGGUAUGCUAACCUAUUGAUUAACGAGUUCGAUCAUAUUAGCAUUAGACAUAUUUGUCAUGGAGAUCAUGGUAGCACUUUCAAUGCUCCCUGUACUACCUAUAUCAUUUUGAAUCUACUGCUGAGCAUGAUGCUGAUGACCAAGAAUCAAGCAAGCUAUGAACAGAAUUCCUGGACAGCAAAGAUCAGAAGAGGAUAUCGAUUUUCUGUUUCAUUUCAGAAACGGAAUGAGUUGGCAGCAGUUACUCCUCUAUAUCUACAAGAAUAACAAGAUUAUUUUCAAAAAGGUCAACUUCAGGGAAUACUUUGCUGACAAAGAUUCAGAAUUUCAUCUUACCCCCACAGCCUGAACUCCGGAUUUGAAGAAACAAAGAGAAAGAUGAGAGAGUUUCCUAACUGGUGACGCUACCAGAAAGAACAGUGAGAUUAAUUUGAUGGGUCGGGAUGAUUCGUCUAUUUGUGGAUCUCCAGAUAAUUCAUUUACCCCAAUCAGACCCUAUGACUCCAAGCUCCGAGCAUUCAUGAGAGAUAUCGAGGACGAAUUCAAAUUCUCCGAAGAGGAUAUAAACUACACACUGAGCUUAAAGAAGUGUAAAGACGAGGUUCCAAGAGCUGAGUCUCCUCCAAAAAGACUUGAGGACAAUUCCGUUAGCGGGGAUUCAGACGGUUGGGAUCUUAGUAAAGAACCUAGAAAAUCAACGAAGGAGCCUGUGAGAAGAAAAUCGAUCAUCAAAGGAAGACCUUCAAUCAAAAAGAUAGAUAGAGGUAUCCUCUGUACUAUCUGUCAAGACGAUCUUGAAGAAAACGAUGUAGUUCUUCAGCUAGACUGUGGCAAAACCCAUCUGUUACAUUUUGGAUGCCUAAAAGAGUGGCUCAGUUUCAAGUUUGAAUGUCCAACUUGAAGGACGAAUUUACUAACCUUGUACAAGGACAAAGUCAAAGAAGAAGCCCUAAGAAAUAAAGAGAUAUCGGACGAAGAUCGUCAUCUCUAUGCUGAAGAUUUGAUCCCUCUUAAGAAUGCUAGAGAUAGACUCUUAGCAGAGAUCGAAGAGAUGGAAAAUGCACAAAAAGUUGCAAUAAACUCAUCUUUGAAGAAAUAG